This is a messenger RNA of Clonostachys byssicola, 1563 nucleotides long. Lineage: Eukaryota; Fungi; Ascomycota; Sordariomycetes; Hypocreales; Bionectriaceae. The record is from the annotation of a GenBank genome assembly.
AUGGCUAAUCUAGCAAAUACUGCGUUCCCCGUGGAGCCCAAAGAUUUCCCUUCGGUGGAUAGCAAGGCUUCUGAUGUCACCUCGACUCCCGCCCAGGCCCAGGCAUUUUCUACCCAGUCCCAGUCUUUCUCCGUGCCCCGAAAGGCAGUGCACAAUGUACCUGGAGAGGAGAAAUAUGUCGAUCACCAACGCACAAGCACAUUGAAACAAAUGGGAACAGUCAAUCCAGACAGCCUCUACAAGUACACCAGCUGGGAAGAUCCAGUCCGCACCCUCGGUUCAUACGUUGGUAUUAUGAGCCUCCUCUGCGGAGCUCACUACAUGCCCCUUACUCAAACAGCUCUCAAGGCGGGAGCUACGGUUCUUGGAGUGGCCGCGACCGUCGAGUACGCCCAUCGCUCAUUCACUCGCAACACAAUUCUGGCCCGUCUCCGCCCAGCCGAGUACAAGAAGAUCCCAGAGCCAGUCCUCAACGACACACUCAAAGAUGUCCACGAUCUUGUGCAAUACCUUGUUGUCGAGGCCCAGAGAAUCGUUCUUGGCGAAAACUUGGGAAGAACCUUUGGGGCUUUCGUUACUCUGGCCACUUUGUACUGGCUCGUGAAAAUCGUCUCGCCAUUCGGAUUGGUCCUCUUGGGCGUCACCGCGCUCUACGCAGCCCCCCUUCUUACAUCUCGCCAGGGCCGCGAAGUCCUCGAAGCUGCCAAGGCUCGCACUGCAGACAUGAGCAACGCCGCUUUGGAGAGCUCCCAAGCACUCGCCCAAGCUGGAAAGGACAAGGCUGUUGAGCUCUCAACCGUGACCCAGCAGAGUGCCGCAGAUGCCAAGCGACGUGCCGGAGAGCUUGUGCAGGGCGGAACCAGUCCAUCCAAAGUUACAGACGAGAAUGCCGACGCCUUGAUGGAGGCGGCCAAGAAUACCGUUGGAAAACCCUCUGAUAAGACAAGUCGCGCUGUUGGUCAAAAUCUUGACCAAAAGACUCGCCCUAGCCAUGACACCGCCGCCAUCCCUUCGCAAAAAGAUACAGGAAAGAUGACUACCUCCGACAAGGCAAGCUUUCCUAUUGGUCUAGACACCCAGAAGACUCGUCCCAGCCAUGAUAUUCCCACCGUUCAUUCGCACAAAGAUGCAGGGAACAUGAAUAUCUCCGGCAGCAAGUCUGCGGGUGUGGGCAAACUUACCGACCCAUUGUCCAACCCUUCGACUGCAACUGGCGGGAUCGCAAAGGAGCACACUCACAAAUAUGCGGAGCCUGCACGUCAACUCCCCACUUAUCAAGAAUCGAACCUGGCCAACAUUGGCCUCGGCUCGGCUGGAAAUCCGUCUGUUGAUACCGGCGACAGCCAUUACGAGCUCAAAAACACCUCGCAAGGUUUGAGAGACGUGGCACAAUCGACUCCUAGGCACGAUGCCAGUACCACCAUAUCAGCCACCAGUGCAGCACCUGGCCUUGCCCAAGACGCGGAACAGGAACAGGCUGACAGCGGCAUCCUCAACCGACCUCGUGCCAUUCCUCCUCUGGCCAACCUCGACCAGACGUCCCCAGCAUUUGGCAAACACUAA